UUAAAUUAUUUUUUCUAAUAAUUUAGUAUGUCUUCUAAAGUAGGAAUGGGUAGGGAAUCGGGAAGGUUAAAAGAUGCAGAUAAAAAGAAGGUACUUGAUACAGCAACUAGGAAUCGUAGGGCACGUCGAGCUCUGGAGAGUUUGGAAAUGGAUAACUAUCAACAAGAUCCACAUGCUGAUAUUGUAUUGAAUAAAAAAGCCCCUAAAUUUUUAGAUACUAUUGAGGCUAAAGGAAGCAGACGUAAAAAGGAAAAGAGUGCUGAAUAUUAUAAACAAAAAUUUCGAAGGACAUUUGAACAGUUAAUUGAAGCUGAUCAAUUUAACAACCGUGAUCCACCCAACUAUAAUACAAUAGAAGCACCCUCAUCUAAUUUGCCACGUCGAAUAUUUUGUGCAGUUUGUGGAUUCAGGAGUUCAUACACAUGUACAACAUGUGGUGCACGAUAUUGUUGUAUUUCGUGUUUUGGUACACACCAAGCCACACGAUGUCUAAAAUGGGCUGUAUAAAUUUCUGACAUUGUAAAUAAUAUGAUUUCUCAUAUAUUUUUAAUUUUA
Molecule: messenger RNA, 555 nt
Organism: Rhopalosiphum maidis (corn leaf aphid)
Lineage: Eukaryota; Metazoa; Arthropoda; Insecta; Hemiptera; Aphididae
Product: zinc finger HIT domain-containing protein 1
Exons: 2
Coding region: 28-507 (159 amino acids)
Biological process (GO): chromatin remodeling
Cellular component (GO): Swr1 complex
Molecular function (GO): nucleosome binding
Source: RefSeq, a predicted model, not a curated record